AUGGCUCUGUUUCUCGCCUCGGCCCUCGUUGGCCUCGCCGCCGCUCAGUCCCCUGGUGACAAGCCAGACGUUCACCCAGGACUCACGACAUGGGAGUGCACAAAGGCCGGAGGCUGUCUCCAGAAGAACACAUACGUCGUGCUCGACUCGCUCGCCCAUCCCGUCUAUCAAGUCGAUGCGCCCGAGUACAACUGCGGUGACUGGGGAAACCCGCCAAACGCCACUGCUUGCCCCGACGCCGAAACAUGUCAACAAAACUGCAUUAUGCAGGGUGUCCAGGACUAUACCAAGGUUGGAGUGUUCACCGAAGGAGCUUCCAUGAGGAUGGAGCUCCUGGGUGACAACGGCGCUGAGCUGUCGCCCCGCGUCUACCUGUUGAGCGAGGACAAGGAGACGUACGAGAUGCUGAGCCUUACUGGCAAGGAGUUCACGUUUGAUGUCGACGUUUCGAAACUUCCCUGCGGCAUGAACGGCGCGCUCUACCUCUCCGAGAUGCCUGCCGAUGGUGGUCUGUCGGAGCUGAACCAGGCUGGUGCGUACUGGGGCACCGGCUACUGCGACGCCCAAUGCUACACCACUCCCUUUGUCGGCGGCGAGCCCAACAUCGAGGGCUAUGGGGCGUGCUGCAACGAGAUGGACAUUUUCGAGGCCAACUCGCGCGCCGUGCACGUGGCUCCCCAUCCCUGCAACAUCACGGGUCUCGUCGAGUGCGAGGGUGCCGAGUGCGAGGCAGACGGCAUCUGCGACAAGUCUGGGUGCGCCUACAACGCCUGGCGGUUCGACAACGAGGAACACUACGGCCUCGGUCUCGAGGUGGAUACGACGCGGCCCUUUACCGUCAUCUCGCAAUACCCGGCCGACGAGAACGGCGUCCUAACCGGCUUCCACCGCAUGUACAUCCAGGACGGUCGUCUGAUCGACAACGGCGAGGUCGUCCGCCCGUCGCUCCCCCAGAUCGACUACCUCAACGACGAGCUCUGCGAGGCCACCUACGCCGAAGACUUCCUGCGCCUCGGCGCCACGGCCGGCAUGGGCGAGGCCAUGGCCCGCGGCAUGGUGCUGGCCAUGAGCAUCUGGUGGGACCGCGGCGGCAACAUGCAGUGGCUGGACGGCGGAGAGGCCGGGCCCUGCAACGCGACCGAGGGCAACCCCGACGAGAUUGUCAAGGUCGAGCCCAGGCCCGAGGUCACCUACAGCAACAUCAAGUGGGGUGAGAUUGGCUCCACGUUCAAGGAUCCGUCCAAGUGCAAGAGCAGGCGCAGCUAG
Molecule: messenger RNA, 1266 nt
Organism: Emericellopsis atlantica
Lineage: Eukaryota; Fungi; Ascomycota; Sordariomycetes; Hypocreales; Bionectriaceae
Product: endoglucanase EG-1
Exons: 1
Coding region: 1-1266 (421 amino acids)
Biological process (GO): carbohydrate metabolic process
Molecular function (GO): hydrolase activity, hydrolyzing O-glycosyl compounds
Source: RefSeq, a predicted model, not a curated record